UGGCUGGUGGGUUCAACUACUCCAUCUCCUUAGACAAGGGGCAGAUGCACCAGGACACCAAGAAGGGCCGACAUUGGUCUUGGUGUGAAAAGGAGUCCACACUGUGUCUGGAUGAGGCCUGCACAAUGCAGACGCUCCAGGAAGGCACAAUUCAAAUGUUAGAGUCCCUGGUACCAGCAUACCCAAGUGAAAACAUCUCCUACAUCACCACAUUCCUGGACCCCUACCAGGCCUUCACCAGCUCCCAACACAUCCUGGGCCAUUUUUUUAAAAGAUACAGACACUCCUUCCCAUGUUCAGACGUGGAGGAAGGAACAGAAGAACCACUGAAAAGUGCCAGCUCCAGUGCCCCAGCCUGCUGCAAAGUCAGAACAAAGGCCAACUCUGGAUUUAGAGCAUGAUCCAGCUCUAUUUUUACUACCGCCUUUAGUGAUGGAGCCACCAUCAAAGGCUCCAGUAUUGGAGC
Molecule: messenger RNA, 466 nt
Organism: Leptonychotes weddellii (Weddell seal)
Lineage: Eukaryota; Metazoa; Chordata; Mammalia; Carnivora; Phocidae
Source: RefSeq, a predicted model, not a curated record